This is a messenger RNA of Neoarius graeffei (lesser salmon catfish), 1762 nucleotides long. RefSeq names its product carcinoembryonic antigen-related cell adhesion molecule 1-like. The coding region runs from base 1 to 1737 and encodes 578 amino acids. Lineage: Eukaryota; Metazoa; Chordata; Actinopteri; Siluriformes; Ariidae. The transcript is spliced from 10 exons. The record is from RefSeq and is a predicted model, not a curated record.
AUGAAGAUGCUGCUCUUGGCUCUGACUCUGCUCACGCUGUCUGUUAUUCAGACUGACAACAGGGAUCUGGGUGUGAAAUAUCCUGAUAAUCCGAUCUGUGCUGUGAGAGGAUUCAGUGUCUCCAUUCCCUGCAGUUAUUAUUAUUAUUAUAAUCAAACAUCAAAGCCCAAUAUUCAGGUGACACAAAAGCUUUGGUGCUCACUGAACUCAAACACAGAUUUCUGUAUAGACCCUCCGUAUGUUUAUGACAGCUCAUCAAACACCAACUCAGACUUUGAGUACGCUGGAGACGACAAAUCAAACUGCACUUUAUUAAUCCACAAUCUACAGUUCAGUUAUUCUGGAGAGUACAGAUUCAGAUUUAUCACUAAUGAGAACAAGGUGAGAUUCACAGGUUGUCCUGGAGUGACUCUACAAGUUGCAGAUUUAAAGGUGUCACUAAUCAGGCUCAGUGGAAACGGGACCCUUAAACAAGGAGACUCGUUAAAUCUGACGUGUGAUGUGAACUGCACACACAGUUCCUCACAGUUCAUGUGGUCUAAGAACAACGAGCUCUUACCUGAAUCAGGACCCGUUCUUCACUUUCCUGCUCUGAACAUGACGGAUUCUGGGAAUUACACCUGCACUUGGAAAACCAACGAGGCCUCAGGAUCUGAAACGAUCAGCCUUCACGUCGAGGGUGGGGAUCUGGGUGUGAAAUAUCCUGAUAAUCCGAUCUGUGCUGUGAGAGGAUUCAGUGUCUCCAUUCCCUGCAGUUAUUAUUAUUAUUAUAAUCAAACAUCAAAGCCCAAUAUUCAGGUGACACAAAAGCUUUGGUGCUCACUGAACUCAAACACAGAUUUCUGUAUAGACCCUCCGUAUGUUUAUGACAGCUCAUCAAACACCAACUCAGACUUUGAGUACGCUGGAGACGACAAAUCAAACUGCACUUUAUUAAUCCACAAUCUACAGUUCAGUUAUUCUGGAGAGUACAGAUUCAGAUUUAUCACUAAUGAGAACAAGGUGAGAUUCACAGGUUGUCCUGGAGUGACUCUACAAGUUGCAGAUUUAAAGGUGUCACUAAUCAGGCUCAGUGGAAACGGGACCCUUAAACAAGGAGACUCGUUAAAUCUGACGUGUGAUGUGAACUGCACACACAGUUCCUCACAGUUCAUGUGGUCUAAGAACAACGAGCUCUUACCUGAAUCAGGACCCGUUCUUCACUUUCCUGCUCUGAACAUGACGGAUUCUGGGAAUUACACCUGCACUUGGAAAACCAACGAGGCCUCAGGAUCUGAAACGAUCAGCCUUCACGUCGAGGGUGAAAAUCCUGAUCAGUGGUUAAUCUGGAUCAUUGUCUCGGUGUCAGUUGGAGUGAUUUUCAUCGUCUCAGUCAUCGUAGGAGCUGUGAUUUACAUCAGGAGGAGGAAAUGUAAAGCUCCAGAAGAAAACGGGCAGGAAAGUGGAGAGAAAACACAGACAAAGCCACAGUUAAACCAAGUUUCUCAAGAUCCUGAUGAAGAAACGUUGAAGAAGGAGGAAGUAACUUACGCGUCUGUCCAAAUCAAACCAACAACCAAAGGGUCUCAGGUCACAGCACAGCUAAACCAAGUUCCUCAGUCUGAUGAAGUGUUAGAUGAAGGAGGAGUGACUUAUGCAUCUGUGGGCAUCAAACCCAAAGGAUCACCCAAACAGCGAGUCCACACUGAGCAGCAGGAGGAUGAUUCUGUGAUCUACAGCGCUGUGAAAAAGGCCUGAUGAUGUUUCCACACCUCAUUCACCC